Drosophila biarmipes is the source of this 1441-nucleotide messenger RNA. RefSeq names its product zinc finger protein OZF. The transcript is spliced from 3 exons. Gene Ontology annotation, cellular component: nucleus. The record is from RefSeq and is a predicted model, not a curated record. NCBI's taxonomy places the organism in Eukaryota, Metazoa, Arthropoda, Insecta, Diptera, Drosophilidae. Gene Ontology annotation, biological process: regulation of transcription by RNA polymerase II. Bases 119 to 1441 code for a protein of 440 amino acids. Gene Ontology annotation, molecular function: RNA polymerase II cis-regulatory region sequence-specific DNA binding; zinc ion binding; DNA-binding transcription factor activity.
AUUCGCAUCUCCGCGCUCCCAAUUUGCUAUAUUCUUAUUGAUGUAAUUUCGAGGGACGAAUUAAUACACUUUCUAAAUUAAAUGUAGAGCGCAUUCUUAACAAAGGUGAAAAAGAUUUAUGGAGUCGUCUCUUUGUCGUGUUUGCCUGGAUAUAGGCGAUAAUAUGGUUAACAUUUUCGAUGUGAUAUGUGAUUCCGGCAUUUCCAUUGCUAGCAAGGUUUCUCAGUGCACCGGUUACGUAAUUGAGAAACAGGAUCACUUACCAAAGAGCAUUUGCGCAAUCUGUCUACAAGAUACGCAAAACGCAUUCGAAAUUAUAGAAACAUAUGAGAGAAGUCACCAGUUCUACAGCUUCUUUAAUGAUAUACGGCAAGAGGAACGCGACGGUAUAUCAAACUGUUUCCAGAAAGUGACGACCAAGACAGAAGAAUCGAGUAAAGACACUCGACUGCACCACGAUCCUAUUCAAGAUAAGAACAAAGGAAUGAACCAGUCCAGUUCUCAAACGUGUACAUUGUAUUUACAAAAGAUGGUUGACGAUUUAAAGAAGGAUGUUAGUUAUGACACUGAUAAAGACUUUGAGCCUGGUGUUCAUGAUAGCAAUGACAAACUGUCGCUAAACUGCUCACAUUGUACAAAGACUUUUCGAUCCAAAUCCGGACUUUAUACACACAUUCGAACGCACACGGGAGAACGGCCUUUUAAGUGUCCUCAAUGUUUAAGGGCUUUUGGAACAAAUGGAAAUCUUAAGCGCCACUUGGUUUUGCACACAAGGAAAGAAGCUAACGAGGGUUUCCGAAGCUACAAAAAAUGUCAAGCUGAAAUACGUCUUAAGAAGCAUUUCCGAGCUCUCACAGAAGAACGUUCAUUUAUCUGUCCGCAAUGCUGUAAAAGUUUUACAACAAACAAAAAUCUUAAAAUUCACCAGAAAGUUCACCAAAGGAAGCUUAAAUUUAAGUGUUCUCAUUGUUUAAUGACUUUUGCCGACAAUUCACAUCUUGAAAUACAUUUGCGAACCCACACAGGAAAAAGACCGUUCCAGUGCUCAUACUGCAAGAAAAAUUAUUCAACUAAGCACUUCCUUGAAUCCCAUGUUCGUAUUCACUCAGGAGAUCGGCCGUACAAAUGUACCCACUGCUCAAGUGGGUUUGCAUUUCGGCCAAAUCUUAGGCGGCACUUGCUAACGCACACAGGAGAAAGACCAUUUCAGUGUUCUCAUUGCCCAAAGUCGUUUAGUACCAGUGGAAAUCUGAAGAGACACAUCAUAUUGCACACAAGGGGUCUAUCGUUCAAGUGCUCGCAGUGUCCGAAGAGUUUUACACUUAGGAAAAAGCUCGAGUGUCACCUUCGAAUACAUGCAGAAGGAAGGCCGAUAAAAUGUGAACUCUGCACAAAGACUUUCGGUUUUCUUUCAGGCGGUAUUCAGUAUUUUUCUGUGUAA